Molecule: messenger RNA, 4146 nt
Organism: Dama dama (fallow deer)
Lineage: Eukaryota; Metazoa; Chordata; Mammalia; Artiodactyla; Cervidae
Gene: SPACA6
Product: sperm acrosome associated 6
Exons: 9
Coding region: 131-1075 (314 amino acids)
Biological process (GO): fusion of sperm to egg plasma membrane involved in single fertilization
Source: RefSeq, a predicted model, not a curated record
GUUGGGGGAGCCUGACACUGGAUUGGUGACUGAGACCUGACCUCUGACCCCUGCAUCUUGAGCCCCUCCCCCACACCACAGUGACCUCACAAAAGUCACCAGCUUCUCCCCCAGGCCGCGACCCUCUGCCAUGGCCUGGCUGGCCCCUUGGAGCGCCAUCCUGCCCUCCCUGGCGGCCCUCGUGGUCUUCGAUGCCUCGGCCUGGGCCUGUCUCCUCUGCUUCACGUCUUACGAGGAGCGCCUCCAGAUUUGCCAGAUCUUCGCCGGCCUGGACAGCCCCGACCUCGGGAAGUGUGAGGAGGCCUUCGAAGACGCCUUUAAGGGGCUGCUGGACACUGAGAUCAACUACGAGGAGAGGGGCCAGCUGCACGAUGCCUUCACCCAGAUGACCCACUCCCUACAGGAGAUGGCCGCCGCCCAGGGGUCCUUUCGGGUUGCCUUUCUUCAUGCUGCGGAGAAAAUGCAGAAGAUUAUAUUACAGCUUAAGGAAGUGCAGGCCUGCAUUCCUCCCUGCGGGCUCCAGGAGGUCACCCGGCGUUUCCGCUGCCGCGGAUGCUACUCCAAGGUCUGCGAUCUCCCGCUUGACUGCCCAGUUCAGGAGCUGACGGUGACUCGGGGUCGUCAGGCCAUGUUCUCUUGCACUGUGAACUUCCAGCUGCCUAAGGAAGAGAUCACCUAUUCCUGGAAGUUCGCAGGAGGUGGACUCCGGACUCAGGACCCGACCUACUUCCGAGAUAUUCCGCGGGCCCAAGGUUACCUGGCGCGGAUCCGGCCGGUGCAGCCCACGCACCGCGGGACCUUCUCUUGCGUGAUCACGCACGACCAGCGCCCCCUGGCGCGGCUCUACUUCUUUCUUAACGUGACGGGCCCGCCCCCGCGCGGGGAGACCGAGCUCCAGGUCUCUUUUCGGGAAGUGUUGCGGUGGGUGCCGCAGGAGGCGGAGACGAUCGAACCCUGGAGGCCCAGCCUGGGCGAGCUGCUGGCCACACCCGGGGCUCUGACGCCGGGCAAUCAGUGCCUGCUCGCGGCCCUUGUGGCCUUAGCAUCAGCCAGUGUGACCGUGCUGGCGUGGUGAGUCCCCGGGACCCCGGAGUCCCAGCCUCCGGCUCUCUCCUUAUUCAGACUGGGACGUUUGGGUUUCUCAGCCCCUCCUCCCUCAGAUCCGGAACUCCGAGUCUCCAGCUCCCUCUUACUCAGGAGUCAUAACCCCCCGCCCCUGGCUUCUCAGAUCCAAGAGCCCAAGCCCUAUCACCCGCCUUUGGAACCUAGGCUCCAGGACCCAAACUUCUGGUCCCCAGCCUCUUUCCCCGCCACAUACUAACAUCUCCUUGUUUCCCCAGGAUGUUUUUUCGAUGGUACUGCAGCGGCAACUAACAAAGGUAUCUCUUCUUAUCCUAUUUUCAUCCUUAAAAUAAAGAAUCUAUUUUGGCUCUCUAGAUUAUUUCAUCGUUGCAAGUGAUCGCUGCAAACCACUUAGGGGGAAGGGCGGCAUAUGCCCAGGUGCACAUGCCCCCAUAAUGAUGGUGAGAGGCACAGCUGUGGCAGCGCAGGGCCCUGUGCUGAGGGCUUUAGGUGCACGCCCAGGCCCCUCCCCAGAUUUCCGGCAGUGUCCUGGACGUUUACGCCUGCAUCAGUCACCCUCAAAUAAAGACCUUCAUGUCGCCCCAAAAGCCUGAUCCUCCCUCAAAACUUUCUUGCUGUCGUCAAGGGCGUCACCAUCCACCCAGCUGCUCGACUGGAAGCCUAAGUUGUAUUUAAUUUCUCCUCCAUGUCUCAGCCUAUUUCCAAGUCUCAGCCUUUUCAUAUAUAAUUCCUAAAUAUCUCAUGGAGUUGCUCCCUCUCUGUGGUCCACCACCAUCUCGUCUGGGUCUCCGCAGCAGUAUUCACACUGGUCUCCCUGGCUGAGAGUGGGCUCAGCCUUGUCCCAGUGCGAUCCAUUCUCCACGAAGCAGCCAGAGUGUUCUUGUUUUGUUUUUUGGCUACUUUGGCUAAGGUUUUAAUUUUUUUAAUUAAUUUUUAUUGGAGUACAGUUGAUUUAUGGUGUCGGUUAGUUUCUGCUGCCCAGCGAAGUGAAUCAGUUAUACAUAUACACAUAUCCACUCUGUUUUAGGUUCUUUCCCCAUAUAUGUCAUUACAGAGUAUUGAGUAAAGUUCCCUGUGCUGUACAGUAGGUUCUUAUGAGUUAUCUCUUUUAUAUAUAGUAGUGUGUAUAUGUCAGUUCCAAUCCUUGGAGUGAUAUUCUAAAGUUUGUCAGGUCAGGUCACUCCUCUGUUCAGAACCCUUCAGUGGCUCACUAUUGCCACUGGGCCAAAAUCCACCUCCCCUCAAGGUCUCCAAAGCACCCCCUCUAUUCACCAUUCUUCUUCUUGUUCUAUCUAGGAUCUAGGGUACAUACUAUUUUCUUCCUAGAAUAAUGUUUCUUCUCCUUUUUGUCUAGUUAACUCAGUUAUGAUUUCCCCUGAACCGCCUUUAUGUUCAUUAACUUAUUUGAUCCUCAGGACAACUCUGUGGGCAGGCACUAUGUUGGUGUGCCUGACUUCCCUUCUCUAUUACCCUCCUCUUUACUCUCUAACCCACUGGGCUUCUUUGCAGGUCCCUGGAACAUACAAAGCUCAGUCCUGCCCCUGGGCCUUUGCAUUUGGGCCUUCCUACUUGAAAUGAGAUUACUCUGAUCCUCACGAAGCCACCUCCUUCUCACUUCACAGGUCUCAGCUCAGAUGACACCUCUGAUUACUCCCCUCCUCCCACAUGAUACCCCCCCCCCAUUUUUUUUUUUUUAAAUUUUUUUGUGUGACUGGCUUGUGGGAUCUUAUUUCCCUGACCAGGGAUUGAAUCUGGGCCCUUGGCAGUGAAAGCUUGGAGUCCUAACCACUGGGUAGCCUGGAAAAUCACGACAUCCCCCAAUUUUAGCUUGCACACAGCAUGCACUCAGACCUGAUGUAAACUUAUUUUUUAAUUUGGUUUUGUGGCUUCCCCACCUAAAAGGUAAGCUCCCUCAUAGUGUUCUUCACCAGUAUGUUCCCUUUCACUGAUUCAUUUCAAUCAGAAAAUAUUUACUGAGCAUUUAUUAUGUGUCAGGCAUUUUCAAGGCACUGUAAACACAACAAUGAAGAAAUCAGAACAGACAAAAAUCUGCACCCUCAAGACAGGCGCAGGGGAUUAAGAGAUACAAACUAUUAUGUGCCUGUUAGUUGCUCAGUUGUGUUCGGCUCUUUGGGACCCCGUGGUCUGUCCAUGGAAUUCUCCAGACAAGAAUACUAGAGUGGGUUGCCAUUCCCUUCUCCAGGGGAUCCUCCUGACUCAGGGAUCAAAUUCAGGUCUCCUGCAUUGCAGGCAGAUUCUUUACCAUCUGAGCUACCAAGGGCUAAUGGAUUAUGUUCCUGAGAAUCCUUAACUAAGGAUAACACUGUCUUUGCUUAAUGGAAUAGGAAUUCCUGGAAAGCAGACUCAGACUCUUAAUAGCUUCUUAAUACUUUGCAAAUAGUAUUUGCAAACCUGACAAUGUGUGUGGAAUUGAAUGGGAACUUGGUAAAUGUGUUUUGUGGUUGACUGACUGAAUCAAAGAAUGAUUUAAGUGAAAUGACAGUGUCCAGCACAUAGUAGGUGCUCCAUAGUACCUGAAUGAGGAGUUGAGAAAUUCCACCUUCAAAACAACCCCAUCCCACGGCAUUCCUAUCCCUGUUUUCCAAAGAGGGCGUCCAGGCUAAAAGGAAGGAGGGUAUCCUGUCCAGUUUCAAACAGGCUCCUCUGUCCAUGGAAUUUUCCAGGCAAGAAUACUGGAGCAGGUUGCCCUUUCCUUCUGCAAGGGACCUUCCAAACCCAGGGAUCGAACCUGUCUCCUGAGUCGCCUGCAUUGACAGGCAGAUUCUUUAUCACUGUGCCACCUGGGAAGCCCCAAGACCCAGCCAGGAGCCCUCAGUUCUCAAUCAUGCAGCACCCCACCCCCCUCGCUUAGUUCUGGAAAAGAAAAAAUAAUGGAGGAGAGUAGGCUGAGAAGAAAAUAAAUAAAAUUCUUUAUUAUAUUCUAAUACACAGUACAAAUAAGUAAGAACAGAGAAAUCAGGGGCCCCAGGACAGCCUGUGGGGACCCCUUUCGCCCUGCCCCUAAAAGUCCACACCCUGAUCAAUAAAUACCCCUCCCAAGAG